UUUCUCUCUUCUCAUUCUUUAAUCUUUUUUUUAUAUAAAAGUAGAUAUUUAUUUUUAUUUUUUAAGUAAUAUGAAGCGACAUGGGAAAAAAACGGUUACUACGAUCUUAGGUAGUGAUAUUAUGAAAAAGCAUUCACAGCAAAAAGCAAUAUCAACAACUACACAUACGACAACAAUAUCAGAUUCACCAUCAACAACAAUACCAAUGAAACCAUCAAAAGAAUAUCUUAAAGUGGCCAAUGAACCGUCUAUUCUUUUGAGAAGACCACGACGACAAAAGGAAAAACAACUAUUGAUCUUGGAUCUAAACGGUACCUUAGUAUCAAGAACGAAUCGACGAACUGGUAUGUAUGUACGACCUCAUAUGGACACUUUUCUAGAUUACAUCUUUCGUCAAUUUAUUGUGAUGGUAUGGUCCUCUGCACAGCGUGUAUCAGUGAAGCGUAUGUCACAUUUGUUUGGUUCUCGGAAAACUGAACUUCGUUAUUUGUUGGACCGUCGACAUUUUGGAUUGGAUUGGGCACAGUAUAACAGUGAUGUGGAAACAAUCAAGGAUUUGAACAAAUUAUGGAAUCAUGACAAAUGGUUGGAUCUCAGAAAGUACAGUGCUUACAAUACAAUUAUUAUCGAUGAUUCUCCUGCCAAGUCAGUACUUCAACCUUAUAACAGUAUUCAUAUAUCAACAUUCAACCACAACUCGACAGAGUUUUUGGAAAAAGGCGAUCAGGAAUUAUUAACAGUCAUGGAUUAUUUGAAACAACUUGAACAAGAAACAAAUAUUGCCAAUUAUAUCCAGCAUUCACCUUAUUCAUCAUCAUCAUCAUUAUCAACCAUGACACCAUCAUCCAAUAGAAUAUGUGAUUAUUAUCAUUUUGGAUCAAUCAAAAAUGGACCUAUCCGACAUGAUUUCUCCCAACCAGAUUUAGAAAAUAGAAACAAGUUUGUUGUAUUGUGAUGAUUGCGGUGUCUGAACAUUAUUUUUUCUUUUAUGAAAAGGGAAAAACGGAUCUCCUUUUUUUUUUUUUUUGUCUUCUUGAUCUAUUUGUG
This is a messenger RNA of Halteromyces radiatus, 1047 nucleotides long. Its product is annotated as NLI interacting factor-like phosphatase-domain-containing protein. Gene Ontology annotation, molecular function: phosphoprotein phosphatase activity. Lineage: Eukaryota; Fungi; Mucoromycota; Mucoromycetes; Mucorales; Cunninghamellaceae. The coding region runs from base 71 to 955 and encodes 294 amino acids. The record is from RefSeq and is a predicted model, not a curated record. The transcript has 2 exons.